This is a messenger RNA of Solanum dulcamara, 2180 nucleotides long. RefSeq names its product growth-regulating factor 1-like. Gene Ontology annotation, cellular component: nucleus. The coding region runs from base 209 to 1978 and encodes 589 amino acids. Gene Ontology annotation, molecular function: ATP binding. The transcript has 4 exons. The record is from RefSeq and is a predicted model, not a curated record. Gene Ontology annotation, biological process: regulation of DNA-templated transcription; DNA-templated transcription; developmental process. NCBI's taxonomy places the organism in Eukaryota, Viridiplantae, Streptophyta, Magnoliopsida, Solanales, Solanaceae.
CCAAAGUAGAUAUGUAUGGUGCAACAUGUUUCCAGUGUCCAAAAUGUAGAAGAUGGUUUUUGCAGCUUGUACUCCUUUUUGUCUUCUCUCUCCCAAUACCCCCAAAGCAAACUCCAACUAGUUAAACAACUAGUAUUGUUUUCUGCUUAGCUCUCUUACUAUAAAUUCAUGCUCUCUCCAACUUUCAUAGUGUGGUGUUUUAUAAGUUAUGGAUUUUGGUGGGUUGAUCACAAUGGAAUCCAUAACUUCAACUGCUCAACAAUCUCAGACUACUAAUGGAUCUGAGAGAUCUAGGCCUUGUGAUAACAACAUUUGGAGACUCUCUAAAGUCCCUAAAUCUGCACAUGACUUCUCUGCCUUUUGUAAACAACAAGCCCCUACUCCUACUCUUCCUAAUUUGUUUAUGAGAUCUGAUUCCCCAAAUGAGGGACGUGCUCAAUCUACUAUGCUAAGUUUUUCAUCCCACAAGUCUGAAGAAAUCCCAUUUCUUUCUACCAAUAAUUUUUCUGCUUUACCAUUGUUUGAUUCUGGAUCCUACAACACCAGACCUGCUUCAGCUUAUGUCUCUGGAGGAUCAAAUGAAAGCACGCCUGGCUCUUUUGCCAAGUUCAGAGGUCCAUUCACUCCUUCACAGUGGAUGGAGCUGGAACAUCAGGCUUUGAUCUACAAGCAUUUCGUGGCAAAUAUCCCGGUCCCUCACCAGUUGCUUAUUCCUAUUAGGAAGUCUCUGAACCCAUAUGCAUUUUCUGGCUUGUCCGCUCAACCCUAUGCCUCCAAUUGGGGAUGGGGUACUUUCCAUCUUGGUUUCGCUGGAAACACCGAUCCCGAGCCUGGUAGGUGUCGUCGAACAGAUGGAAAGAAAUGGCGGUGCUCGCGAGAAGCCGUCCCUGAUCAGAAGUACUGUGAAAGACACAUAAAUAGAGGCCGCCAUCGUUCAAGAAAGCAUGUGGAAGUACAGAAUGCCCAUGCUGUCUGUGGAUCCACCACUUCAAAGGUGGCAUCAGUCACACCCUCCUCAUCAGCAACGGUGAUAUCCAACAGCCUUGGUGCUAUUCUGCACCAAUUCAAUACCUUGCAUCCGAGCACUGCCAAUCCUUCCACUGAGCAACUUGUCAACAGAAUGAAAGGUCAUAAAGGUGUCUCUGUGAUAUCUCCAACAAUUUGUGUGACGCCCAAGGACUCGGCUAUUUCAGUUCAAAAGCAACAUAAUGGAUUUGAACUAUCCUCGCAGAUGGAUUUUGGACUAGUCUCAUCAGAUUCCCUUCUUAAUCCUUCGCAAAGAAAUUCCUUUGUAAAUCCUAAGAAUCCUAUUGGUUUCCUAGAUUUCAUUGACCAAGAACAAAGUGAACAACAUCCAGUUCACCAUUUCAUUGAUGGAUGGACCAAGGAACAGUCGUCAGGUGCCUCUGCAUCUUGGCAAGAUCAACUAAAUUCAAACGGUACUCAACUGUCCAUGUCCAUUCCCAUGACUGCCUCAGAUUUCUCAUCAUCCUCAAGUUCUCCUCGCCAAGAGAAGCUCACUCUUUCACCAUUAAGGGUAUCUCGUGAUUUUGAUCGCAUCCAGAUGGGCUUAGGAAUGACAAGUAGCUAUGGUGAUCCUAUGCAAAAGACAGCUAAUUGGGUACCAGUAUCCUGGGGAAAUUCACUUGGUGGUCCAUUAGGAGAAGUCCUGAAUAGUACUGCAGGUAAUGCAGGAGAUGGCAAGAGUGUCUCAGCCUUGAACCUGGGAACAGAGGUUUUGGAUUACAGCCCUUCAUUUGGGUCAUCUCCCACAGGUGUCCUGCAGAAGUCAACCUUUGUUUCACUCUCAAACAGCAGUUCAGGGAGUAGUCCACGAGGUGACAGCAAGAAGGUUCGUGAGGGUAUUGGCAUGUGUGAUGAAGUGAUAGGCUCCACACCGGUGAGUUCUUUGUGUAUUCCUUCGUGUUUGAUUGAGAAAGACGCUAGCAGUGUGUACUCGACUGGUCCAGAACCGUAGAAAGUUACCUUGAUGGUUAUCUCUUUUUUAUCAAAGCAGAUACUUUCUAUAAGUAUGUCUUGUUGUAACGUAAAACAGACAUUUGAUGUGAACGUAUUUGUGAUUGUUACCUUGUUUUUUCCUGUAAAAUUAAUGUGGAACUCUCGUUAUCUUAAGAUUUUUCUUAUUGGAGGUUUAUAUAAAAGAAAAAGUUAUUUGCACA